GAUUGGAGCCAAUGUUAUGUUGGACUGGGUUUUUAUUAUCUGAUUCUGGGUGGUGGUAACUUCAUCUGCUUCUGGUGCGCCUAAAUUAACUCACUAUCCACUUCACUGUUACUUCAGUUUUGGCUCCAUAACCAAAACACCCACUCUUCUGGGAUUACAAGCAUUGCUUCAUGUUUGCAAAGACAGGCCCCUGCAUUGUUUGAUAUUGAAUUGAAUCGAGUUUAAGAACAUGGCCUCCACAAUUUUCAGAAGCUUUCAAACCCACCCUUUUGUGUUCCAUCCCACUACAUUACUUAGAAGAAAGAAUGUUCUUUUGUAUUGCACAAUGAGAAGUGAACAAACCCAGACAGCGACCCAAGAGAAGGUUAAGCCACAAGUGAAAGUUUCUAACUUGAACCCGAAUAAGAAACUGGGGAAUAUCUCGAAGGACUAUGAAGCAGUCAUAGGUAUCGAAACCCAUGUCCAGCUAUCUACUCAGACCAAGGCCUUUUGUAGUUGCCCUUAUAAUUAUGGCUCUCAACCAAACACUAGUAUUUGCCCCAUUUGUAUGGGUCUGCCUGGUGCUUUACCGAUUUUGAACUUUAAGGUCAUUGAGUCUGCUGUGAAAGUUGGACUUGCACUCAAUUGCAAAUUGGCAAUGAACUCGAAGUUUGAUCGGAAACAAUACUUUUACGCGGACCUUCCAAAGGGUUACCAAAUAUCCCAGUUUGAUGUUCCAAUUGCGACUGGUGGCUACAUUGAUUUGGAUAUUCCAGUAGAGUUUGGAGGUGGGCAUAGGAAGUUCGGCAUUACAAGAGUUCACAUGGAAGAGGAUGCAGGGAAGCUGAUGCAUUCAGACGAUGGAAGUUACUCACAGGUUGAUCUAAAUAGAGCGGGUGUGCCCUUGCUUGAGAUUGUUUCUGAACCUGAUAUGAGAAAUGGUAUUGAAGCUGCAGAAUAUGCUGCAGAAAUACAGAGGGUGGUUCGGUAUUUGGGAGUGAGUAAUGGCAAUAUGCAAGAAGGUUCACUUCGUUGUGAUGUCAAUGUUUCUGUUCGACCAAUUGGGCAAUUACAGUUUGGGACGAAGGUGGAGAUAAAAAAUUUGAACGCUUUUUCGGCAGUGAGCAGGGCAAUUGAUUAUGAAAUUUCGAGGCAGGUGCUUCUUCAUAGUCAAGGCCAAGACAAAGAAAUUGUACAGGAAACACGGCUAUGGGAAGAAGGAGCUCAGAAAACAGUUACAAUGAGGAAGAAAGAAGGACUAUCUGAUUACCGAUAUUUUCCUGAACCAGACCUUCCAGGAGUUUUCCUCACCCAGGACUAUGUUGAUGGUAUUCAUAACUCUUUGCCUGAACUUCCAGAAAUGAAGCGUCGGAGGUAUGAAAAGAUGGGCCUAAGCAUGCAGGACGUUCUUUUCCUUGCUAACGACAUGAAUGUUGCAGAAUUUUUUGAUACUACUAUUAAGAAGGGUGCUGAUGCGAAGCUAGCUGCCAACUGGAUAAUGAGUGAUAUUGCUGCCUAUAUGAAAAAUGAAGAGUUGUCCAUCACUGAGGUCAAGCUUUCCCCUCAAGAGUUGGCUGAGUUAAUAGCUUCCAUAAAAGAUGGGACUAUUAGUGGGAAGAUAGGGAAACAGAUAUUGUUUGAGCUUCUAGCAAAAGGUGGUACUGUGAAGGGACUGAUAGAAGAAAAAGAUUUAGUUCAGAUUGUAGAUCCUGCUGAGAUUGAGAAAAUGGUGGAAAAGGUGUUGUCAGAGAAUCCAAAGCAGCUGGACCAAUAUCGCAGUGGAAAGACUAAGCUGCAAGGUUAUUUUGCUGGCCAGAUAAUGAAACUUUCAAAAGGAAAAGCAAAUCCAGGGCUUCUAAACAAGAUUCUGUUAGAGAAAUUAAAUGCCAAAAGCUGAUACAGGUAUAAGUUAUCUGCAAACAAUUUCUGUAAUUUGCAUAUACACAGAACUGCUGAUUAUGCAUCUGUUACCAUGUUCCUCUAUGAAUUUUGAUGUAAAUAUAAUACAUAUGUAUUGCAUUAUAUCUGUUGGUAACUAGAUAAUGCAAUGACCUGGCCCCGAACUUCAAAUUAGAUGUAUUCAACUCUAGUGAAUUCGCUCACACCGGAAGGGCCGUUGCACUUUGUAGCAUGAUUUAUAUAGCUUAUGGUGGAAGUGGAAGUUUAUCUAGACUUUGAUGUGUUAGUUGGCAUCUCUCUUUCUGAACAAGUGAUUGACAGCCGCUUGAAAAUCUGCGUGCCCUAUCUGGAGAGCCUAGAACUCAUUGGCUUCUGAUAUUGUAUUUCCUGCUUCUGUUGACUGGUCUUUAAUGCCAGCAAGUUGGAUGGAUCAAUUUUGAAUUGUAACCUGACAUGCUCCAGAUAUAUAAUCACCUCCAGUUUUCAAGCUCCUAA
Rosa chinensis is the source of this 2373-nucleotide messenger RNA. RefSeq names its product glutamyl-tRNA(Gln) amidotransferase subunit B, chloroplastic/mitochondrial. The transcript is spliced from 9 exons. Gene Ontology annotation, molecular function: glutaminyl-tRNA synthase (glutamine-hydrolyzing) activity. Bases 230 to 1876 code for a protein of 548 amino acids. The record is from RefSeq and is a predicted model, not a curated record. Gene Ontology annotation, biological process: glutaminyl-tRNAGln biosynthesis via transamidation; mitochondrial translation. Lineage: Eukaryota; Viridiplantae; Streptophyta; Magnoliopsida; Rosales; Rosaceae.